AAACACCUGUCCUAUAAAUACCCACUCCUCUCCUUCGAUUCUAAUCUCACUUCAAUAUUCAACCUUGUUUAAGUCUUGAACCAAGAAAAAAAAUGGCUUCUGCUAAUAAGUUUCACUCAUGCCCACGUGUUCCGAUGCUACUGGUUCUCUUCUUCCUCGUGAUCAAUAUCACUCCAUCCUCGAGCCAAGACACCCAGCAACUGAUCGAACAUAUUUGCAGGCAGAUGGAGGAGUACGGAUUUUGCAGCCAAACCUUCAAGGAGAACUUGAAAUCUCCAAACUCCGAUAUCGUCGCCCUCACCCAAAUAACCAUAGAGCGUGCCACAGACAAUGCCACCAAAACGCACGACUUUAUCAGGCAACUGCUUGACAACACAACCGACAUAGCUUUCAAAAACGCCCUCACUGCAUGUGAGCAUGGUUACCUUGUAGUGAUGGAAUCGUUCGAUUCGGCUGCAGUGUCGUUUUUCCAGAAGGAUUACGACAGUGUGGAGAAGGCUGAGAGGGUGACGCCGAGAGCAGAAGCCAGCUGCGAAGAUUCGCUUAGCACACCGCCUAAUACUCAGAAUCCGUUGAAUGAUAGAAAUAGGCAGAUGAGGAUUUUGAUUGCUAUGGCUUUGGUUUCUGUGCAUGAACUAAUUCAAGCAUAGCUAGAGGCCUCCAUGAUAAUGCUUCUAAACCCGAAACCCUAGCUAGCGCUUGGUUAUAGAAAGAAGAAUAUAGUAAUUUUGGUUUCUUGUUUUUUUCUUAUUUCGGGUUUUUUUUUCUUAUUUAAAUUGUUUGGCCGUAGUUAUGCAUGUGAUUGACGCAAAGAUAGCAAGAAAAUAGAUUAUAAUAAAGGGAUAUGAGAUUUGUAUUAUUCUCA
Pyrus x bretschneideri (Chinese white pear) is the source of this 865-nucleotide messenger RNA. RefSeq lists its product as uncharacterized. Gene Ontology annotation, molecular function: pectinesterase inhibitor activity. The transcript has a single exon. Lineage: Eukaryota; Viridiplantae; Streptophyta; Magnoliopsida; Rosales; Rosaceae. The record is from RefSeq and is a predicted model, not a curated record. Bases 93 to 650 code for a protein of 185 amino acids. Gene Ontology annotation, biological process: negative regulation of catalytic activity.